Molecule: messenger RNA, 591 nt
Organism: Hypanus sabinus (Atlantic stingray)
Lineage: Eukaryota; Metazoa; Chordata; Chondrichthyes; Myliobatiformes; Dasyatidae
Gene: rpl27
Product: ribosomal protein L27
Exons: 5
Coding region: 143-553 (136 amino acids)
Biological process (GO): translation
Cellular component (GO): cytosolic large ribosomal subunit; ribosome
Molecular function (GO): structural constituent of ribosome
Source: RefSeq, a predicted model, not a curated record
CGAGCAACACCGCUGGUAAUGUCUUCCUUCACUAUCCAUUGCCAUCCUUCGCCCUUGGGUCUCAUAGCUUCCUUAUCGCCUCACGCCGAGAAACAGACGAUCUCUCUCCUGGUGUUCAGCUACUUAUUUGACGACUUGAUAAAUGGGGAAAUUUAUGAAACCCGGGAAGGUGGUUCUGGUGCUGGCUGGUCGCUAUGCUGGACGCAAAGGUGUUAUUGUAAAGAACAUUGAUGAUGGGACUUCUGACAGGCCUUACAGUCAUGCCCUUGUUGCUGGUAUUGAUCGUUACCCUCGAAAAGUGACUGCCAAGAUGGGUAAGAAAAAGGUGGCCAAGAGGUCCAAAAUCAAGUCCUUUGUGAAAGUCUACAACUACAAUCAUCUGAUGCCAACCAGAUACUCCGUUGACAUUCCCCUGGAUAAGACCAUUGUGAACAAGGAUGUUUUCAGGGAUCCUGCUUUGAAAAGAAAAGCCAGACGGGAAGCCAAAGUAAAAUUUGAGGAAAGGUACAAGACAGGAAAAAACAAAUGGUUCUUCCAGAAGCUCCGGUUCUAAGUUGUAUAUCAGAUAAAAUAAAUUUCAUUUAAAUUGUA